Messenger RNA from Marasmius oreades (fairy-ring Marasmius), 684 nucleotides. RefSeq lists its product as uncharacterized. Gene Ontology annotation, cellular component: mitochondrion; peroxisome; cytoplasm. The record is from RefSeq and is a predicted model, not a curated record. The coding region runs from base 45 to 584 and encodes 179 amino acids. The transcript has 4 exons. Lineage: Eukaryota; Fungi; Basidiomycota; Agaricomycetes; Agaricales; Marasmiaceae. Gene Ontology annotation, biological process: hydrogen peroxide catabolic process; cellular response to oxidative stress; cell redox homeostasis. Gene Ontology annotation, molecular function: thioredoxin peroxidase activity.
AGCGUCUCUUCCCCUUCUCUCAUCAUCACCUCAAGCUUAUCAUAAUGGCCUCUGUUCUUGCCUCUGCUGCCCAAACUGCCCACGCUGCCGUGGCAGGUUUGUUGAGUGUCGCUCAAGUCAAACCUGGUGAUACAGUGACCGCUCAUCCUCUCAAAGAAGGUGGCCCUACAAAUGUAAUCAGACCCACUUUCAAGGGACGAACGGUCAUCCUUUUUGUUCCGGGGGCGUUUACUGGGACGUGUCAUGCACAGGUGCCCGGAUACAUUGAGAAUGCUGAAGGGUUUAAAGCAAAGGGAGUGAACGAAUUGUAUGUUGUUGGUGUUAACGAUGCGUUUGUGAUGAAGGCAUGGAAAGAACAGCUUGCACCUGGCGGCACUGAAGUGAAGUUUUGUGCGGAUGAUAAGGGUGAAUUCGCCUCUUCCGUUGGGUUGUUGUUCGACGCUACACCUGUUUUGGGAGGACCUCGUGCUAAGCGCGCCGUUGUCGUCCUCAAAGAUGACAAAGUGGAGACGGUUGCUGUUGAGGAAGAUCCUACAAAGGUGACGGUUACAGAUGUGAAGACUGUUCUGGCGCAUUUGGCUUGAAGGAGAAAAAUGUGUUUGUAGUAAGUACUACCGAUGAAUUGUAUUCGUGGAAAUGGACAAGAUAUAUUGUUUUCAAACUGUACAUGUUCUGAAUGCCGAC